Molecule: messenger RNA, 2668 nt
Organism: Drosophila kikkawai
Lineage: Eukaryota; Metazoa; Arthropoda; Insecta; Diptera; Drosophilidae
Gene: Nulp1
Product: Nuclear localized protein 1
Cellular component (GO): RQC complex
Source: RefSeq, a predicted model, not a curated record
UCAAUGAAACCAAUAGCUUUUGGCUGAACAGUAAAAAUUUUGAAUUGAGACGAGAGCCUGAAAAUAGUACCAAAUUUUUGAAAAUAUCACACAAAUCAUACAAAUUCAAAAUAUCCAAACAUUUUCAAAAAGCUUUAAUUACCGGGGAAGUCAGGCAGUCAGCUGUUCCUUUUGCAAGUGUUGUAAAAACCCCCCACAGUGCAGACACAAACUCUUCAACACUGCAGCUGCGACUUUGGCGCUUUACAACACUCUUCCGCAUGAGAAUCCAGCACAGAAAAUCUACGACGAAAAUAAAUAGAAACACGGCACAGGCAGACACCAACCGAAGACCAGGACCAUCAGGAUGUCUGCGCGAAUGCUAAAGAAGCUGCAGGGCGACGCCGACAAGCUGGCGCCGCCGCCAGAGGACGAGGACAACGAGGAGCUAUCAGAUAACGAUGAACUGGAGGACAGUGACAUGCAGCGCGACCGCAAGACCCAUCUAAAUCCAUUCGAUCUGUUAAACCAGCCCGGUUUGAGUCUCUCGGAGAGCGAGUUCAAGGAGGACGACAACGAGACGGAGCACCCAUCUGCGGCUCUGCCCAAUCCCAGUGCUGCGGCCCAGAAGAAAAAGAAGAAGAAGCGCAAGAAGAAGGCCAGGUCCAGUGGUAACCACAUAAGCAGCGAGGACAACGAGCGACAGGACAAGUACUUUGAGAAGGUGGAUCCGCUGCUGGGCAAGGUCUACGAUGCAGUCCCCAAGCAAUCGGCCAAGCAGGCGGCGGCCGCCGGAGGCUCUGCCACUAAGAAGCUGCUGGGCGUUGAACUAAGGCAUCUAAAUCCGCAGAACGAGAUGCGACGCACCUUUGGCAAGCGGGUGGUAAAAGUGGAGACAAAGCGCGGUCGUCAGAAGCCCACUCUCAAGUCUACAUACAUGGUAACGGCCAAGGAGUCCUGGCCGCCGCUGACCAAAAACACCAUCACCAUGAAGUUGCUGCCCGCUCCCGACUCGCCUUCGGUCUCCAGCAAGUCCAUACUGGACAACGGCAGUGGCGAAGUCCAGUGGUUCGCCUUCGAGCAUAGCCAAUACUACCAGGGAGUGCAGCACAUGUUUCUCUCGGCCUUGGAGCGCAUCGAUUCGGAAUUUUUGAUCACGCUCAUUAAGCGCUGUCCCUAUCACGUGGACUCCUUGGUCCAGCUGAGCGAGGUAUGCAAGAUGACCGAGGACUUUGCCCUGGCCUCUGAGCUUCUGGAGCGCGCCCUGCUGCUGCUAGAGUCGUCGCUGCAUAUUAACUUUAGCCUGACGUCGGGUAACUGCCGGCUGGACUAUCGCCGCCAAGAGAACCGCUCAUUCUACAUUGUGCUGUUCAAGCAUGCGCAGUACCUGGAGGAGCGUGCCUGCAGUCGGACUGCAUUCGAGAUCUCCAAGCUGCUGCUAAGUCUGCAGCCGGACAUGGAUCCGCUGGCCAUGAUCCUGGUCAUUGACUACUACGCUUUGCGUAGCAAGCAGUUUGGAUGGCUAGUGGAAUUCUAUGAGGAGUACAAUGCCGCCAGGAACCUCAACCAAUUGCCCAAUAUGGCCUACUCCUAUGCCCUGGCCCUGUACACGCUCCAUGGGGUGUGCGAGCGCUCCAAUCAGGCCCUGCAGUAUGCCCUGCUUAUGUUCCCUGGGGUGCUGCGGCCGCUGCUGGACGAGAUGUCCGUGCAGACGGACAAGCGGGUGCUGGCCUCCUCCUACUUCUUUGCGGAUGUAUCGGGAAAUCAAUCGCCCGCUUUGCACCAGCUGGUGUGCCUGUAUGUGUGUCGCGCUCGCGUUGUGUGGCGACAGAACGAGGUCUUGCCCUGGCUGGAGUCCAAUGUCAAUGCAGUCCUCGAUCGCAUCGACAGCAAGGAUCCCUUGGUCAACGAGUACAAGGAGAAACGAUCACUCCGCUAUGGCGGCACACCGCCUAGACCCAUUCUCCGGCAUGUGAUACUCUCCGACUACAAGGAGAAAGUUCCCCUGGCCGUUUUCGUGGCCAAGGAGAAGCAAGCCAUCAUGACCUACGACCCACUGCCGCCGCCGAACAGCGUCAACUGCUAUCAGCGAAAAUCCUCGUCGAGCAGCAGUCCCACAACGAACACAAACAAUUCCGUAUCCAUGUUUUUCCAAUCCCUCUUGCCAUCGUUUAACAUCAACAACCUGGCAGCAGCUGCUCAGCAGCCCCAGGCAGGCCUGGCACCAGCUCAAGCCGCCGGAGCACCUGCUGAGGCUGGCGCUGAUGCCGCCGCUGCUGCUGCGGCAGUGGUGCCUGCUAGGCAGGCAGCAAAUGGCGAAGGCGAAGAAGCUGGUCUACAGCAGUCGCUGACUUUGAUGAUGGACGCCAUGCGCGACUUCCUGCAGAACUUCCGAAUUGCGGAGCAUCUGCGCUCCCCGGAAACGGCGGCGGCACAGUCUUCCAGCAGCAACGACGAGGAGGAGGGCUCCAGCGACUACGUGGACUAGUCGAAGGGUGUCAAUUAUUACGUUGAACGUAAAGGAGUUGUGGCAUGGAACAAAUGUCUUUUUGAAACCACCUUUUUGCUAUUCCCUCAGUCACAAAAUUUCUAUAUAUAAUAUCGUAUAUACAUAUAUUAGAGCAAUUUGAACACAAACGAAACCUACGAACACUAUGCAUUGAAUAAAAUUUUCCAUUAGAAGCUUUAA